Messenger RNA from Galeopterus variegatus (Sunda flying lemur), 1470 nucleotides. It is a transcript of the gene LOX, whose product is annotated as lysyl oxidase. Gene Ontology annotation, biological process: peptidyl-lysine oxidation. Lineage: Eukaryota; Metazoa; Chordata; Mammalia; Dermoptera; Cynocephalidae. The transcript is spliced from 7 exons. Bases 343 to 1470 code for a protein of 375 amino acids. Gene Ontology annotation, molecular function: protein-lysine 6-oxidase activity; copper ion binding. The record is from RefSeq and is a predicted model, not a curated record.
CAGAACGGCUUGUGUAACUUUGCAAACGUGCCAGAAGUUUAAAACCUCUCCUCCUUCCUUCACUCCAGGCACUGCCCGCUCGCCUGGACUGCCGCGCCGCUCCCCGUCGCCUUCCAGAGGAUUGGGAAACGGGAGAGAGACGAGUGCCACGUCCGAGCAGCCGCCUUGACUGGAGAAGGGUCUGCAGCCCACCCUUGCAACUCCUUCGUGGGGACUGAGAUACCCGCGCUCCAUCCGCCUCCCUGGCUGAGGAUUUCUCCCUCCCUCACUUGACUUGAGCCCCGUUUUCAUUUUCUCUGAGCCACCUCCUCCCCGAGUGGGGACAAUCCGGCAAAGGGAGCGAUGCGCUUCGCCUGGACCGCGCUCCUGCUCGGCCCACUGCAGUUCUGCGCGCUCGUGCGCUGCGCCCCUCCGGUCACGGGCCAACAGCAGCCCCAGCGCGAGCCACCGGCGGCUCCGGGCAACUGGCGCCAGAAGAUCCAAUGGGAGAACAACGGGCAGGUGUUCAGCUUGCUGAGCCUGGGCUCAGAGUAUCAGCCACAGCGCCGCCGGCACCCGGGUGUCGCCGCCAGGGGUACCGACAGCGCCUCCCGAUGGUUCCAAGCUGGCUACUCUUCGUCCGGGGCCCGCGACUCUGGCAUCUCGCGCGCGAGUAACCAGACCGCGCCGGGCGAUGUCCCAGAGCUCAGCAACCUGCUGCCGCCCAGCCGCGUGGACGACAUGGUGGGCGACGACCCGUACAACCCCUACAAGUAUACUGAUGACAACCCCUAUUACAACUACUAUGACACGUAUGAGAGGCCCCGGCCUGGGAGCCGGUACCGUCCCGGAUACGGCACCGGCUACUUCCAGUACGGUCUCCCGGACCUGGUGCCCGACCCCUACUACAUCCAGGCGUCCACGUACGUGCAGAAGAUGUCCAUGUACAACCUGCGAUGCGCCGCGGAGGAAAACUGUCUGGCCAGUUCAGCAUACAGUGCCAGAGAUUAUGAUCACAGGGUGCUGCUAAGAUUUCCCCAAAGAGUGAAAAACCAAGGGACAUCAGAUUUCUUGCCAAGCCGACCAAGAUAUUCCUGGGAAUGGCACAGUUGUCACCAACAUUACCACAGCAUGGAUGAAUUCAGCCAUUACGACCUGCUUGAUGCCAGCACCCAGAGGAGAGUGGCUGAAGGCCACAAAGCAAGUUUCUGUCUUGAGGACACAUCCUGUGACUAUGGCUACCACAGACGAUUUGCAUGUACUGCACACACACAGGGGUUGAGCCCUGGCUGCUAUGAUACCUAUGGUGCAGACAUAGACUGCCAGUGGAUUGAUAUUACAGAUGUACAACCUGGAAACUACAUUCUAAAGGUCAGUGUAAACCCCAAUUUUGUGGUGCCUGAAUCGGACUAUAGCAACAAUGUUGUACGCUGUGAAAUUCGCUACACAGGACAUCAUGCAUAUGCCUCAGGCUGCACAAUUUCACCGUAA